Molecule: messenger RNA, 3408 nt
Organism: Bacillus rossius redtenbacheri
Lineage: Eukaryota; Metazoa; Arthropoda; Insecta; Phasmatodea; Bacillidae
Product: oxidoreductase-like domain-containing protein 1
Exons: 3
Coding region: 2246-2569 (107 amino acids)
Source: RefSeq, a predicted model, not a curated record
CAGUCCUCCAGAUUAACAGUGGACGAAUGGCAGAAGCAGCACUAAGGUAAACUUAUUUGAAUUUUAGCAUAGCACGUAAUGAACCCGCGAAUUUUUCAGGCCUCUACCGAUCGUGCAUCUUAGGGUGUUUUUUUUUUGUUCAUUGUAAAAGGUUAGGUUAGCUACAUUAUAAAUACUUUAAAACAUUGUGGACGGUUGAUUUGGUUAGGAUAGCUACAUUAAAAGAUACCCUGAAAUCACGUAAACGGUUUCCUAGCCCUGGAGAUAGCUACAUAUUAAAAAGUUAUUUGCUAAGCAACCGUAAAAUGAUUUAGCAGUAUUUUUUUUUUAUGUAGCUAUACUUAACCUAAUAUAACCAACCUUUCCACAAUGUUUUAAAGUGUUUAUAAUGUAGCUAACGUAUCCUAAUCGACCGCAAAAUUUAAUGCCACGCGUGAUAGAACGGGAGGGAAAAAAGCGAGCAUGAACUUCGGGGAACUUCGGGUGUGGCUCUCUCGUCUGUGACAUGAAGGCUACCCGCCAGAGACACACUCAACUGCAGGGACUGUCCCAACAGCGCUCUCUGCGCUGCUGGUCGAACCAGGAGGAAACGCGACCUCCAGAGCUUUGAAUAUACACACUGUAUAGAAGUCGCGAGUGGAUAGGAUUUACUCUACGUUUUUCAGAAGCGUAUGAUGAGCAGCUUGGGAACUUCACCGCUGCAGUGCGCUGCCGUAACGCCCUGUAUCGUCUUAGUUGUUAUUUACACGUGAGAGCGCAGCACUGUCGCCCGCUGUCAUUCCCCGCACCCCUCAUCCAUCAUUCACUGCAGCUCAAGGUCGUUCGGGGGGGGGGAAGGGGUGUUUGAAGAGCUCGACACUUGUCCGCUAGGGACCACCACAAGUCGAUGCCCUAGAGAUGGUGGCGAUUGCGGCGGUGAAUUAACUAACUACCUCAAAACCGUAUUAGAAUUUUAACCUGGGCUGGCGACUUCUAUACAGUAUAUAUAUAUUCAAAGGCCAGAGCAUGGUAGCACCAGAGAAUUACACUACAUUAUUUAUUUUUCUAUUGCUCAACUAUUAUUGAUUUUUUUAAUCAUUCGUCGGAAAGGGGAGGGGGAAAUUACCUCUAAGGCCCAUUUUCUUCAGAGCUCCUUAAUUCUAAUCGCUUCCUACUUUAUUGUGGUUGUUUCUGUCCACGUUUCUGGCCAUAAAAUUCCUUAGGUUGCCUCACUCAUGCCGUGGUCACGUCUGUAUGAUUACACGGUGAAUUUAUGAAGCCUUUUUUUUUCUUCAGCUAAUUUUUGCGCCAUAUUUGUUAGAUGCCCAAAAAAAAAUUGGCUGAUGUGUAGUGUUUUGCACUGUGAAGACAGUUUUGAAUUAAUAUUUUUUUUAAAUGAAAAACAAUUGUUUUUAAUCAUCAGACAUUAUCAGGCACCAUCUCCACAACGUUUCAGACGGAACAAUAUGGCGAUGACGAGGUUAAAAAGGGGCUUCAACUACAUCACAGCAAUGAUGUCUCCUGGCGAUUACCAACUCCGUUCCUAUAAUAAGCCCAUACUCCAUAGACCAACACAUGCAAUGGAUGCCCACUCCAUAGACCAACACAUGCAAUUGGUUCCUACUUCAUAGACUAAUACAUAUAAUUGAUCCCCACUCCAUAGACUAAUACAUGCAAUUGGUGCCUACUUCAUAGACUAAUACAUACAAUUGAUGCCCACUCCAUAGACUAAAACAAUGGAUUCCCACUCCAUAGAGUAAUACACACAAUGGAUGCCAACUCCAUGUAGUAAUACAUGCAAUUGAUCCCCACUCCAUAGACUAAUACAUGCAAUUGGUUCCUACUUCAUAGACUAAUACAUACAAUUGAUGCCCACUCCAUAGACUAACACAAUGAAUGCCCACUCCAUAGAGUAAUACACACUAUAUAUGCCAACUCCAUAGAGUAAUACAAUGGAUGCCCACUCCAUAGAGUAUAUAAUACACACAAUGGAUGCCAACGCCAUAGAGUAAUACACACAAUGGAUGGCAACUCCAUAGAGUAAUAGGUAUUUCCACGGACCCGACCCCCAGGACCGCGUGACUGGCGCCCGGCAGGUAGCGGUGACUCGCCUGGGAGCGUCAUGGCCGCCGGACAAAAGGAACCCACGUGACUCGGCCGCGCGGCUUCCGGUCCCCACGUCAUCCCGCACGGCGUCCUUCCGGCCCGCGGCUUCCCGGUCCCUGGGACAGUAGCGGCCCUCGGUGGCAGGUACCCGUGAACAGGGAUGCACCACAACGCCGAAAAAUGUCAUUGCAGGACUGCCACAAAGGCGGGCGCGCGGCGCUGUGCCUCCCGGGGCCGCGGCACGGACGACACAGACGGCACGGAGGAGCCGGAACUGGAGCUGCCCGAGGAGCCGACCAACUGCUGCAUGUCGGGCUGCACCAACUGCGUGUGGAUCGCGUACGCCGAGCGCCUGGGGCAGGUGUUCCGGGACGGGGGCCGGCGCGCGCGGGAGACCGUCCUGAGCCGGGUCAGCGACCCCUCCAUGAGGGCGUUCCUGCUCACCGAGCUCAGGGCGCUCGGCGGGGAGAAGAAGCAGCCGUGAGCCCGCUCUCGCUCGGGAAGUACCUCCGCCGUGUUUGUUCCUCCCCGGACUUCAUCCUCUCCGAUAGACAACGCAUCUGAACAAGUGGUCUCGUAUGUGGACGGCCGUUAUACGAAAUGAACCUAGCAACCUAUGCCCGUCUCUGAGAAAACAAGACUAUAAAGUUACUGUUAGAGAUAUCAAAAUUUCGCUCUUUCAUUUGGUUGCAAUCCUCCACACUCUCGCCCCGUGUUUAAUGAUUGGACCGCAGUUGUUUUCUGACGCGCCCCUGUGCGACCGAGGGUCAACGAUGUCCCGCCAGGAGAGUAGUAAGCAAAUCAGGUAGUGCCAACUAACAAGAACAAAAAGACCCUCACUAAUAAAUCAGCCAACGGAAAAGAAAAAACAUAGGUUCGAAACACCUGGGAUUUUUAAUUCUAUCCUGGACGUCGGACGAAUCCAUGAAAUUUCAGCUGCUUUAGUUAUUGUUGUCGUGUAAACUCUGGCUCGAUAGUGAGUGGUUGGUUCAGAGCAUUGCAGAUGGCAGCACAGAGUACAAGAAGCUUCGUUCUAUUUAUGUAAACAAACUUUAUAGGUUUCUUGUGUACUUGGUGUGGGUUACUUGAAAAAAAUAAAAUAAAAUGUCAUUCGGUUCCUUUUAUAUAACAGCCAUCCAUUUAACGUCUCAUUAUUAAGAGAAAGUUAGAAUUAUUGUGAAAAGUGUUUUAUUUACUAAAAAGCACUUUUGAAUUAUUUUUUUUUAAUGUUGUGAAUAUUAAAUUUUUAGACUGUACAUAGAUUUUUUGUUUGUACAAUUUUGGUUUUUUAAAAUAAAAUAAAAAAAAGGAUGUAUGGGAAAG